CUCCUUGAAUCCUCUUCACAGAAAAGCUCGAUUUAUUUCUCUGCAAAUCUCUCUCUCUCUCUCUCUCUGUCUACUGAAAAAUGAUGUGCAUUGUACUAGCAAAUCUGUUCCGCCAAUUUUGAAUCUAUACAAGCUCCGUCUUUAUCUCAUGGAAGAUCUCCCCGAAGAUUCUUCUCACACUUGUCAACAAUCCUCCCUUUCAAAUCACGACGACCUACGAUUCUACUUCGUCCCCUAUCGGUGGUGGAAAGAGGCACAAGACUCUUCUUCGUGGCUUGAUUCGGAUGGGAAGAGAGGGAUUUUGUACACGGCGUCGUCGGCGUCAUUGUUUGCCGGCCCGAUGAAGAUAAUCAGCAACAUAUUUAACUCAGAUCUUGUGUUGAAUUUGAGGAGGGAGGAUGAUUCUGUGCAUAAUAAAGAGAAUGGUGGUGAAGUUGGGAUCUCGGGUCGGGACUAUGCUUUGGUUACUGGGGAAAUGUGGUUGCAAGCACUUAAAUGGCACAUUGAUUCCAAAAUUGCAAUGAAGAAUGGUAGAAGCUUUUCAGCAGCAGAAGAUGAUAUGGCUGAUGUCUAUCCUUUACAACUUAGGCGCUUCGUUUUGAGAGAAACUAACUCGGUGGGAGUAAAAAUAAGCAAAAAGGACAAUGCAGCCGAACACUUCAGAAGAGCCUGCAAGAUUUUCAGUGCUGAGACUGAGCUAUUGCGCAUAUGGGAUUUUUCUGGGCAGACAACCCUAUUUUUCUCAAGCGAAAAAAAUAUGUUUGUAAAAGAGACUCAGCAGCAGUCAGAGCAGGAGAUUCUCCUUGAGUUGCAAGUUUACGGGUUGUCAGAUUUCAUUAGAAGCAGAGAUGUGAAAAAAGGUGAUGCGGCAGGGAUUCAUCUUAAUGGCACUUCAUUUAUGAUGAAUGGUGGUGCUACCAAUGUGAACUCUAGUUUUGUUCGGGGCAAUUCACCUGCCUUUUGUGGCUGCUUUGGUGAAGUAGGUUCUUUGGGCUUGACAGGAUUACAAAACCUUGGGAAUACUUGUUUCAUGAACAGUGCUCUUCAGUGUUUGGCACACACACCAAAGCUUGUGGACUACUUCAUUGGAGAUUACAAUAGAGAAAUAAAUCAUGACAAUCCGUUAGGCAUGGAUGGUGAGAUUGCUUUAGCAUUUGGAGAUUUGUUGCGGAAGUUAUGGGCUCCUGGAACAACUCCGGUAGCACCAAGAAUGUUUAAGUCAAAACUUGGUUGUUUUGCUCCUCAGUUCAGUGGUUUUAAUCAACAUGAUUCCCAAGAGCUUCUUGCUUUUUUAUUGGAUGGGCUUCAUGAAGAUUUGAAUCGUGUUAAAUGCAAACCUUAUGUAGAAGUCAAGGACGGGGAUGGCCGGCCUGAUGAAGAACUAGCUGAUGAAUAUUGGCAGAACCAUCUGGCUCGCAAUGACUCUAUUAUUGUUGACGUUUGCCAAGGUCAGUAUAGGUCAACACUAGUGUGUCCUGUUUGCAGAAAGGUCUCCACUAUGUUUGAUCCGUUUAUGUAUCUGUCACUACCUUUACCAUCAACAACGAUGCGGACAAUGACUUUGACAGUCAUGAGUACUGAUGGAAGUAGUCCCCCAUCUCCAUUUACUGUUACAGUGUCCAAGCAUGGAAAGUUUGAAGAUCUUAUUCAGGCUUUAAGCACUGCUUGUUCUUUAGGGGUUGAUGAGACCCUUUUGGUGGCCGAGAUAUACAACAAUCGCAUCAUACGCUAUCUAGGGGAGUCAGGUGAUUCAUUAUCCUUAAUUAGAGAUGAUGACCGACUGGUUGCAUAUCGGUUGCCAAAGGAUGCUGAGAAUGGCCCAACAGUUGUAUUUAUGCAUCAGCACGCGGAAGAGUCUUACGUCUGUGGGAAGCUGACAUCAAGCUGGAAGGCGUUUGGGAUUCCUCUUGUAGCAAGUUCUAAAUUUGUUAGUGGAUCUGAUAUCCAUAAUCUGUAUCUAAAAUUGCUUGGAGCAUUCCUAAUACCCAGUGAAGAUUCCACAAAUGAUGACAAUAACAUUGAGAGAACUGCAACUGCAGGACUAACAGAUAUGGAGGAUGCCACAACUCCUGGUUUUCAAGGUGCAGACUCCGCUAAUGGGAAUGAGUUCGACACACAUUCUGAUGGUGCUUUGGAGUUAUAUUUAACAGACGAGAAGGGAACAAUCAGGGACUCUAGGAUUGCAAUGAAUGAGCCAGUGGCAUCCCCAGUUUUGCAUGGGAAGUUGAGUGUGCUUGUUUGUUGGCCAGAUAAGAUGGUUAAGCGGUACAAGACACACCUCCUCAGCUCAUUACCCCAAGUCUUCAAGUCUGAAUUCUUUACAAAAAGACCUCAAGAGUCUGUUUCUCUAUAUAAAUGCCUCGAAGCGUUCUUGAAGGAGGAGCCUCUUGGACUAGAGGACAUGUGGUACUGUCCUGGCUGCAAGAAACAUCGACAAGCAAGCAAAAAGUUGGAUCUUUGGAGACUACCGGAGAUUCUAGUUAUUCAUUUAAAGAGGUUCUCAUAUAGCCGGUUUUCAAAGAACAAGCUGGAGGCAUAUGUUAACUUUCCUGUCCAUGAUCUUGAUUUGUCAACAUAUAUUGCUUAUGGGAAUGGUCAAUCUUGUAACCGUUAUAUGCUUUAUGCAAUUAGUAAUCACUAUGGAAGCAUGGGAGGUGGCCAUUACACUGCAUUUGUCCAUCAUGGGGGUACUAAUCAGUGGUAUGACUUCGAUGACGGCCAUGUUUCUCCCAUUAGUGAAGACAGGAUAAAAACUUCAGCUGCUUAUGUUUUGUUCUAUAGAAGGGUUGCAGAUAGCUAACAUCAGAUUAGGGUUUAUCAAUUGUCGAGACUAGAUCCUCCUUUUUUCAUCGGCUUAGUCUUACGGGUUUUAUUCUAAAAUUAGAGCAUUCUUUUGUAUGUGUGAUUUUUUAGUUUCAAUUGAUUAGUUUCCAACAAAGAAAGGAAGAUUUUUGAGCACUAAAUUGGUGCCAUGGACACUGUAACAUAGUCACAACGGAAGAGGGAGUUUGAUACCAAAGAGCAUCUGCUAGCAUCUAUUAACCCUUGGUAAAAUGAUAUUUUCUUAAAACUUUCCAUUUUUGUAGAAAUCCGAUGGGGUUUGUUUCCUGCUCCCAUGGAAGUGUAUUUCUUGAUUUACUCUAGUGUAUUUGAUUAAUUAUGUUCUUGAAGCUAUUUUCGAAGGAAAUUUCAUUAAUUCCA
Messenger RNA from Camellia sinensis, 3201 nucleotides. Its product is annotated as ubiquitin carboxyl-terminal hydrolase 8. Gene Ontology annotation, molecular function: cysteine-type deubiquitinase activity. Gene Ontology annotation, biological process: protein deubiquitination. The record is from RefSeq and is a predicted model, not a curated record. Lineage: Eukaryota; Viridiplantae; Streptophyta; Magnoliopsida; Ericales; Theaceae.